UGAUCGCAGAAACAAGUUUUUCAGUUUCUUGUAAAUUUUAUCAAUAAUAAGCACAGUAAAAUGUCACUUUGAAAUAAUUCUUUGAUAGAUAUAUUCAUAAAUUCAAUGCACAGUUCACGGCUGCUGACUGGGAAAAUGUCUGAACUGAUUUCUCAAAAUCGAACAUGUUGAGGCAAGCUCGGUUCGUGUGGUCAAAAUCUUUUGCACAGAGCUGAAUUCCAAUUUAGAUAAUGGAGGGAGUGGAUGAUCCAGCUCAUACUUGUGGUAUAUGCAAAGUGACAUAUGCAACAGACAUAGAAUUAGAAGACCACAACUGGUCGUUGAUGCACCACAUUAAAAUUGAAAAGAUAAAAAAGGGUGCCCCACACAGUUGUAACCUGUGCAUGGAAUCAUGUGCAAAUAUCAUAGAAUAUGGAAAACACCUUAAUGAGGAUCGUCAUAAACUUGCCCUCAGCAGGAAAGCCAAGGAAGGGACAGAGCUCCUGGAUUCUUUUGCAUCGCAAAGUGGUCUGAUGUCAAAAGACAGAGCCAUGUCUCCAGAGUUAGAAAGGACAAUGAAUGGCCCAGCCUUUCUAGAACAAAUGGAAAAUGAGCUUCAAAGUCAGAGACAUCCCAGCUUUCAUAGACACAGAGGUCAAGGACCUUUGGUCAAUAAGCAUUCUAGAUCAUUUUCUCAACCAGACCUAUUUGCAGAAAAACCUCCAUACUUGUUGGACAUUAAUCCAUUUGAACCAGUUAAGGGACAAAACAUUGAUAAAUGGAGUCAGUGGAUACAACCUGACCCACCUUUCAAUAAUAAUCGCUGGGUCCAACCAGACAAUGAACAGUUAGCAGAGUUUAAAGUGCCACAUGGCCGACCAGGUCAUACCAGAACACACAGUGAUAUGAGACAAGGUUAUCCUAUUCUAUUUAGUGAGUUAAAACACAAACAGAAAAAUGUAAAGGAAGACCAGUUCUUUAAUGAUGAUUUUCAGGAUAUUAAUUGGAACGAUAAUACAUUUUACAAUGAAAUGCAUACAGAUUUUGGAAAUGAUCCUUUCCACUGGCAGAGAAAUGAUGGUGGGCAAAUUGGCAGGAAUGGAAGGGGGAGAAGAGGAAGUUUCGAUAGUAAUAGUUACAGAAAUAAUCAGCAUUUUAGAAAUGAAGGGAGACAGGAUAUAUUUGAAGCUGACAGUGUUCGCGAAAGAGGGAGAAAGAGUACACGGAAGAACAGAGGAGCUGGACGUGCUCACUCGUACGAUAAUAAUUCACCAGAAAGCACUUCAUCAUCAGAUUCUGGAUUGAAAAGAAGACUUGAAACAGAUGAUAGUUUUGCACCAGGUAAAUCCAGACGUAGGUAUGGACCAGACACAGACUUUCCGUCCACUAGCUCUAUUUACAGGUCUGACACUUCGAACAGACUAGUAGAUGAUAAAGCUAACCAGAGACAAAGAAGUCGAAGUGCCAGCAGAGACCGGUACAGGGAUAUUGAUUUAGAUAGACCAUCGUCAAGAAAUUCUGACAAAAAAGUAUCUUGGUCUGAUCAACAACAAGUGUCGUCAACAACAGAAGCUGUUGCAAGAAGCCCAAAAAGUAAAAGAAAGUCAGGAAAAGGAAAUAAAAACACUAGAUCUAAAAGUCCUAUGUUACCAGAUUCUUCUUCUGAAACAGAGCUUAGCAAAACUUCAAAAACAUCGGAAAAAGGUAAAAAGAAAUCUUCAGGAAAUGUGAAAAGUAAAACAUCACCACGGCAGCAAAGGAAAACUAAUGUAGCUGGUGACAGUACUGAAUCUGUACUAGAAAAGGCAGAAAAAUUGUGUAAGAAAUUAAGAAAUGAAAGAGAAAAAGCCAAGCAAAAGAAACAUGUUGAUGAGAAGAAAAAGAAAUUUGAGAAAGAAAAAGAGCUCAAUGAUAAGAUUGAGACACUUUCAGAAAAGAAUAAGGCAAAGAUAACAGGGGUGCUUGAUGCUGAAAUGAUUGGUAUUGCAAGUAAAGAACUGCCAUCAAAGGAUUUUUUCAAAUUGGAUGGAACUGAGGAUUAUUCUUUAAAGUCUGAUUUGUCAAGUUCUGGUAGAAAGACUGUUGAACCUUUUAAUGCCACUGAGUCAGAUAAAACCCAGCUCAUUCCUGAAAGACUUGUAGAUGUUUCUAAAGUUUCUUCAAGUGCACCUCUGCGUGACUCAGUGAAAAAUGACAGUACAUCAAAGAAUAUUACAGAAAGAAUUGCACAAACAAAGGCAGACAUUGAUACUAUAAGGGCUAAAAUUGAAUCCAGUGUAAAAUCUAAUUUUGGUCCAGGAAUUAAAGCUUCAGAGUCACCUCUUUCUCCUUCACGGCAGCCUCAUAGUCAGACUGAGUCUAGCUCUUCGCAUGGAAGGUACAUGCAGCCAUCAGACAGAACUAGUCUCCUGAAAAUGGUCAAUUCCCCCAGAACAACUAAAGAACGUAAUCAGCUUGCACAAAUGCUAAGGGAGCAUGCUAAAUCCCAAAAGAAAUUGUCCUUGCCAAGAUUCAACCUAAAAUUCUCUGAUCUGUGCUCAAACAGUGACCGACAAGACGAACAAGUGAACAUUGAUACCCUGGCACCUAGUGUGCAGCUGGAGAUAGCAAACAUCAUUGAAGCAGAUGUUAAACCUGAUAUUGUAGAACUUGAAAAACUUUUAGAUUUAGCUAGUGCAGGAAAUGAAGAACUUGAUAUGAAUAUCCUUAGUCAUUUGGGGGUAUCUUCUCCUUCAGUGGGAAGAGUUUCGAGUCCAAGUCAUACACAACUAACUAGUGCAAAUACUGGUUUAGAGGGUCUUAUAGGCAUCGAAAGCAUAUACCAUGAAAGAGUAAGCUCAUCUCCCUCUCAGAAGUCUGCUGAUAGAAGAGGAUAUUUGCAUGAACAACAAUCAAGGGAAAGAAGUAGAUCACCUAUUCCACAGUUGAUAACAAGGGAGAAUUUCUCAAAGACUUUGCAUGAAAGUACUGAAACAGGUGGUGACAGUUAUAGACAUGGCAGAGCAGAUAGAGAAAAGAAAGCUUCAGCUGAAAGAGAAUUUACUUCAAGAGACAAAUCAGGCAUGGGAGAAACAUUAAGUAUAGAUGAUCUUACAGUAAGCAGUGAGAGAGAAAAAAGACACACUAAUAAAGUUAGAAAUAUAGAACAAGGUGUUAAUCACCAGGCUGAAAGUAGAUUCGCCUCAUCUCUUCCAGUGUCGUCAACAACAGUAAGCAGUACAAGAAACUUGUCAGCAUCAGUGACCUUACCCAACUCCAGUGUAAGAAUCAAGCAGGAGAUCCCAGAUGAUGGUUAUGAACAAGCAGUCAGCAGUGCUUUAGCAAAAGCGAAAACUUUCUUCAAAAGACCUAAACCUGAUAAUGAAAUUUCAGUGACAAGAUCAGAAACUCCUACUGAGAAUAUGGAAGCUGGAGCACAAGAGGGUACAAGAAAUGAGAAUUUAGACUCAAGACACACAGAUGUGAAUUCAGGUCAAUUUUCACCUGUGAGAAAGAGUAUACAUACUCAGAACUUGUACAGAGAUGAGGAACCGCCUGUUAGAGAUUCAGAAAGAUACAAAUCACAGCAGUCGAAGAAUGAUGACAGAACCACUUUAGAGAAGGUAACAAGUAUACUGGAUGGGGUACCUGCACCACGGGUAGAUUCAGGGGCAGAUAAAUCUUCAUCAGCUACACCAACUGAAGCAGUUCCAAUAUUCACCCAGCCUAAUGAGAAGCAACUGAAUCCCAUAUCUCAGCGUCCAUUGGAUGAGUUGGUAGAACAAGAGAAGUCAUACAGAACCAAAAGACUACUGCUUUUAGAAGAGAGUAGAAGUUCCUCAGCAUGUUCCCAGACCCAACCUUACCCUCAUUUACUUAGCGGUCUCACUAGGGAACAGCUUGAUAACCCAGUCUUAGUAAAAUUCCUCAUGUCUCAGAGACAGUCUGACCUCUCAUCCGUCGGUGGGUACUCUAACGUGGAGUCAGGUUCACAACCGGAUAGCGAGAGAAAUCCUCAACGACGAGGUUCCUUGACUUCAAACAUGUCUGAACCCGGGUCAUUUCCAGCAACAAACCAGGAGAGUAAUUUGUUUAGUAAAUCUAUAGAAGCAGUAAGUGGAAGUUCGGACAUAUCAGCCGCAAUGAGUCUAAAAGCUUCAAUAGAUAAAUUAUCGGCUGAACAGAAUCAAGGUGAAAAUGAUGGAAUGAAAACAUCUAAGGAAUACGGAAGUAUUAAUUCUACAAAUUCUAUUAGUAUGCUGAAUAAACCAUUAGAAAGGGUAGGUUUUGUGACUUUAGAUGCUUUAAUGAGAGGGGAUGGGGAUAUAGGGAAACUGUUGAACAAAAGUUUAGAAUCUAUUGAAAAAGGGACUAUCCCUGAAGGAGCCUCGCCAUUACAGAAACAAGCGAGCAAUGAGUCUAAGGUCUCCUCAGAGGCUUGUAAGAGAGAAAGAAGGGAUAGCACAUUUAGUUUAGAUACUGGUAGUGACUCAGAAAAGAAGUCUGUAUCAUUAAAAUAUAUGGGGACAUUACCUGAGGGAACAAAUUAUGAGUCUCUUGUAAGACAAGUGUCUCAGGAUAACAAGAACAAACCGCUGAUGAUUACUUUAUUUAGCUCUCCGGAAGCGAUGACUCAACUUAGAAAAACCCCUGAUGCUGGAAGUACCCCAGUUUUGAAGUCACGUGAGGGACAUUCAGGAAUAGAAACUGGGUAUAAAAGUGAUGGUAGCUCAAAAACAAACAGUACUAGAACAUUAACUCAUAUGAGUGACAUGGAAUCUCAGAGUGCUAUGAGCACUUUUUCUUUAGGAGAACAAAUAAAACGAAUGUGUGAUGGAUAUAAUUCUGAACAAAGUAUGGAAGUAGAGACACCUAGAGCAGAACAUGGUGAUACUGUUUUACAAUCCACUAAAGUAAAUGGAUCAAAAGAGUCAGGCAUUCGGUCUGAAGAUUCGAAAAGUAUUAACAGUGGGAUUGGACUAAGAGAUUCUGGUGACAGGUUAAAGGAUUUAUCAUUACCUUAUAUUAGAAACAGUCCAGUUAAAGAUUGCUUUGUGAAGUUAGAAAAACUUGAGACCGAUGAAAUGGCCUUUCCAAGAUCUGUAAUAAUAGAUAAUGGUUCACCAAUUAGGAAAAGGCUGAAAUCAAAGAAAGAACGAGAUCAGAUGUCUCGUAGGAAACAAAAAGAAAGCUUCAUUCUUCAGUCAGAUACUAACUCUGAGGGUGAGAAUGAGUCACAUUCUCCUAGUAAAUUCCAUCUUCCAUCUAGACUAAGUUCCAAGUCGGAGGAGGAUCUGGUUCAAACUGGUUCAGAGGAUAGGACACCACGACCAGUUGAUACACCAGAAAUGAAAAGGUCAAGGUCACUGCUUGAUGAAGUUCAGCUUGAAACAGAAACCCCCUCAGAUUCUUGUGAAGACAAGUCACAUGCAAAUCAGAAACAAAGUGUAAUACACUAUCGAGGGCCAUCUUUGUCAGUUGCUGUGAUACAAGAGUUCAAAGGUGACCUGUACGUCUGCUACAAUGGUAGUGAGAUCAGAAGAUUUGAAUUAAAGACUGGUCGUAUAUUGAAAGAGUUAGACUGCUCCCCAUACUUAGUAAACUGCUUGCAUGUAACAAGUAUAGAAGGUAGGGGAGAUGUACUAUAUACAGGAGGUACCUGCAAAAAACUGAUGCUCUUUGAGCCACAGAAAUUUAGCUUGAUAACAACAUUUGACUAUACAGAGAGAAUCACGUGUUUCCAUGAGAAUUGGGGACGUCUGUUUGUAGGUCUGUCAGACGGUGGUAUCUCUGUCAGAAGUUUGAAGACUGACAAGGAGUUGAACUGUUUUUCGUGUACGACAAGUGUUAUAUACAGCAUUGGGAGCAGCAGCGCUGGAAUGACAAAGAUGUUGUGUUUAGCAACAGCAGAUAAAGUGAUCUACGUGCUUGAUGCUAUAACAGGACUGUUGAUCACAAUGCUUGAAGGACAUACACAAUCCCCAAGGUGCUUACAGGUGUAUGGAGAGAAUGUGGUAAGUGGAGGGGCUGACCAGGCACUGACAGUACAUUCUAUAACAACUGGUGAUCUGUAUAAAAUGACAGAUUGUGGUCAUACAGUUACACACAUCUGGUGUGAUACUUCUACUAUAUAUACAGCUGGCUGUGAUCAUAUGGUGCGGACAUUUAACUAUGAUUUGAAGACAGGUGAGGUAUUGCAGACUACAGGCAGAGGUAUAGUGACAUGUGGCAUUGUGAAAGACAAAAUGGUUAUUGUUGGGAAGCGAGAUGGAGGAGUGGAAGCACUGAUGUUAGAUAAACUCAGUAAAUUGACCUGUAAGUUUGGUACAUGUAGCCUUCAGUUUGGUGUGUUCAGCCAUUUAAAACUACAUGUGUUGUCAGAACAUGUGAGUGACAAAGCAUCACAUUGUACACACAGAGAGUGUAAUCAUAUCUUCGUGAAACAAGAUAAUAGGCGGGAACAUAUAUUAAGUCACCUGACGUAAUGAAUUUGGAGUUUGGUCGAAUUACAGCAUAGUGAAUCUCAGCAUCAUGUUUUUCUGAGAAAGACAGUUACAAAAGAUCAGAGAAGACCCUCAACAUAUUAUACACUUAUUAAAAACCAUUCAUAAGGCGUGCAAUGACGUAAUCUGAUCCAGGUGCGUAGCACGGUCGUAAAAAGUAGUUACCAUUUUUUCUAACACUGUUGAUACUAGUAUGUCGUGUUAGAAUUGAAAUAAUAAGUUCCGAAGUGUGAUUUAUCAUAGACUAACGCGAGUUUUUCAUUCUAAUGUGAAACAGUGUAUCACUUAGCCUUCGUUCUCGAGAUAUAUUCUUACGCAUAAGAACCCAAAACACGGGUUAUUCUACGAUAAACCAUGUUUGGGAACUUAUUAUUUCUUAAACAUCAGAAAUGAUUUUUUUAAUUUGUUUUUCAAGAUCUAACUUUAGCUGAGAAAAAUUUAGUGUUGAACAAACUAUGGAACGUGAUUUAUAUAAGGAGUUCUGUAAUAAAGUUACCAAUGUCUGGCAGCUAAAACAGUGGUAUCUCAUUCUUUGUGAUUUGUCAUGACAGAAUGUUACCUCAGAGGGGUCAGUGCAUUUAUUUGAGAAUGUUAUCACAUUGAGGAAAAAUAUUUUACAUCAAGUACAUUCAUUUUAUACUUAUACACAACUACACUAAGCAAACAUCUUUAUGUCACAUGUUACGCUAUCACAUGUCACUCUGUCACAUGUUGCCCUAUCACAUUUUACUGUAUCACAAACAGAAAUAUUGUCAUAUUGCAGUAUUCAUUAUUUCAAUAUAUUUCAGUAAUAGUGUAAAAAAGAGCCACUAUUUCAUAGCGCACAUUAUUGCAUAAAAAAGAUAUAACAAUACUUUGUACAUCAGAAAUACAGAAAUAUUACAUACUAAACUUCCAUGUUCAAUCUCACAUACAGAAUAUCAUAACAGUGCAAGUUCACUAUCACAGAAAUAUCAAAGUACACACAAUCUCAUGUGACAAUUCAGUGUACAUUUUCACAUAAUAGAGAACAUAUGACAAAGCAGUGUUCACUAUCACUUACAUAAAUGUCAUAACUACUUUAGUGUAUGUACAUAAAUAUAAUAACAGUACAGAAGUAUUAUAAUAAUUUGGUGUGCACCAUCACAUACAGAAUUAUCAAAAUUUACAUUGGGCACUAUCACACGUAGAAAUGCGAUUAUAAUGGGUUGCAUGCACAGUUUCUAAUUAUAUAUGAUAUAGUUAAUUGCUCUGACAUAUUUUCUUACAGUGAUAUUUUUCUGUAGACUGUAAUGUAAUCUAUAAUGGAGGUCACAAUGUUGGUAAAAAUGUUUGUCUCUGUAUUAUAAACUGGGUCAUCUGUGGUUAUAAACUAACUAGUUCACAAGGUUAAAUCAUAAAAAAAAGCUUGUAGACUUUCUAGAAGUUAUAUUUUGGCCCUGAUCUUUAUGGAACCUGGUUAGAAUGUUUGUCAGUAUGAAAUCUAGGUUCAGUUUGAAAUGAAAUCAUUUUGGGGUCUAAAACUAGGUUACUAGGUCAAAUUUUCAAAAAAUCGUUUUGACACUGUAUAGACUGUAUUUUAUAACUAUGAAACUUGGUCAGAAUAAAUGUCUAUGAAAUCUAGGUUAAGUUUGGAACUAGGUCAUCAUGGGUCAAAAUUUAGUCUAAGGUCAACCCAUAGAUAAACCUUGUUAACACUUUAGAAAAGUGUCUUGCUAAAUUUCUCACUUUUUGAACUUUUUCUAAUGAAAUCAGUGGUGAUUGCAAAAAUGGUUCACCUUGAUGUAAAAUCUAGGUUAUUACAUUAAAUAAUAGAAAGAUAUCAACAUCAGAAAUUAAAUUACUGUAUGCAACAGUAAUCUCAAUGAUACAAUUUAUUAUGACAUAUUUUCAAGGUCAAACAUAGGAGAUCGGGUGAGCAACUUGUGACCAACAUGGCUCUCAUGUUCUUAAAAAAUAGUGGUUUAAUGGUGCUUUUCUUUUGAUAUGCAUGUAAAGAUGGGAAACAGACAGUAGGUAGAAAUGAACGUUUAAUACAAUGGAGGAAUACUGGGUAUAUGAACUGACGAGGUAUUGAACAAAUUAUGUACAGAUUCCCUUGUAAAUCUCUAAAAGAAUCUCUGUUGCUCAUCUUAAUGUAAGAAUAAUUCAUGUACAGAUUAAUUAGGAGAAUACUUUGUGUACAGUUUAAAAAUUUAUAUUUUUGUUCAGCUUUGGAUCUCGAUCACCGAGGCUGCCUCAAACAUUCCUGUUUUAAAAUCUUACCAUCCAUUAUCACAGAACCAUUUAGAAUCUGUAAACAUGAGGUCUGAUGUGUUCUUUGAAUGUUAAAGGGUAAAUUUCUUGAAGCCGAAAUGUUGAUAGUUUGUGUGUUCAAUUUGUUGUAGGCAUAGAACCUUGCUAACACCUGUAUUUAUGAUACUAACAAGAAAUAUAAUACCCUGGGUAUUAUUCAAUGUGCCUUGAUUAUUUUUUGUGCUGAAACACAGUAUUGUAGAUUUAGAGAAAUCAUUUUGUUUGAUAUAUAUUUUUGUUCAAUACAAGUUUAUUCAAUUUAUAUACGUUACUCUUUAAGGUAACAUAGUUUAUGUAAAUUACUCUAAAAGUUUAUCAACACAAAGUUUGUCAACAAGGAGUUAUCAACAUGACUGGUUAGCUGAAUAGGUGGAACACAGUUUAUUUGACUUCAAUUCAGAAAGUCAUCAGUAUAGGGUGAGGCAAAUGUUUUUCAAAGUGAUAUUAAGGCGUAUGUUCUCAUCAAUGACAACGAUGCGAUGCGUAUAAUCUGCAUGGCAAGGACAGUGUGUACAAUCUCUGUGAUGAUAAUGUGGUGUUUGGUCUCUGUGAGUUCCAACUAUUCAUAUGAUCUUGUUACAACAUGGUUCAUGGUUCUUGUUACAACAUGGUUCAACCCACCCGCUUAGCUCAGUAGGGAGAGCGUUGGUCUACAGAUCGCUGGGUCGCGAGUUCGAUCCCCGGGUGGGGCAAAUGAUCUCCAUUACGACUUGAUAAAAGACAUUUUGUCUGAAAUCAUUCGUCCUCCACCUCUGAUAAUUCAUGUGGGGAAGUUGGCAGUUACUUGUGGAGAACAGGUUUGUACUGGUACAGAAUCCAGGCACAUUGGUUAGGCUAACUGCCCGCCGUUACAUGACAGAAAUACUGUUGAAAAACGGCGUUGAACCCAAAACAGACAAAAUACAACAUGGUUCUUCCCGCACUUGUAAAAGCAGAUAUUUGUCUUAUAACCGGGAGACAUAAGUCCAAGAAAAAAAGGAAAUAUCUUGUUCCAAAGUGUUUCAUGCUGGCUUUUUCUUUGCCAUGAAUCACUUUGAUCCUUGUUUUACAGAGGCAGCUAAUUCUUAUUAUGUUUUAGUUAUGAUCCAGAUUACCAAACUAGGCUUAGAGCUACUGAAACAAAGAUCAGCUAAAAUACAAUGUCAAACAGGUAACUGCUAUUAAGAGUUAAGUCUGUUUACCUGAUGUGUUAUAUGCUCACUUUUUUUUUUACAUCCUGCCAUAUUUUACAUAUUCUUGCCUUUUUAUUGGUUCAAUACCACCUUCUCGUGUACUAACAUUUUAGUUCAUCAUUGGGAUUAAAAUUAAGAAUAUUUUCAUUGUAAGGCUAUCUCAGAUUUAAUUAUAUGUGAUCUAAACCAUUUACAACUUGUUAGAAGAGAUUUUAGUUUUAACAAAAUGCUGCUAUUUUUAUUUUAGUAUAAUCACAUGCAAUGUAUUCAAACAGAUUCAGUGAGGGAAGACAAGGUAUAUUUUCAAUAUUUUACAAUAUUCUUCAGUGUUGUCAAUAAUUUUGAAAACUUGACAUAACUUGAAAUUUUGGUUAUGCAUUUUGGUGGUGGUGUUGUUGUUUUCUUAAGGAAAAUUGACACUUAGCUACCAUAUUUUUAAGUUGAUGCUUAAAACAUUUUUCACUAUUAAUUCAGUAUGUGAGGAAACCUACUUGUUUUGAAAACUGUGUAAGAAGUACAUUUGUUCUGUCAGUUUUAUAUCUACUGUGAUACUGUUAAAUAUGCUGGGCAUUAAAGCACAGAUAAAUGAAUAGAUCAACUUGAAUUUGCCUCAAAAAACAUGUGUUUGCAUGGACAAACCUGUAACUGCCAAUAAAGUGAGGCAAAUGUUUGACAAGUUCAGAAAUUACAAGGUUGAUACUUGGACAAGUCACAUGGUUUUGAUAAAAUCAUUAUAACUACUUUUUAGAAAGAUACGAUUCCUAUACAUGUACAUCAGUCAUUUUCCACCAGUGUUGCAUUUGGGAAAUUACCAGUUAGUUGAAAGGAACAAGCAAUUAUUGCUUUAAAAUUAAUGGGGACACUAUAAUUGCAGAAUUUUGUGUGUGUAUAUAUAUACCAAAGCAGAUGUUAAGUUGGUACUAUUCAAUGAGAUUUUUUCCAACAUCUAUUAACACCUUGAAGAAGUUAGUUCAUUUAUUUUAAAUAGCAAAUAAAAGUAAGAAAUCCUUACCUUAAAAUUACUUUUCAUGAAUGUCUUGUGAUACAUGAAUGAUGUGAUAUUUUAUUGUUAAUUGUUCUGUCAUUUUGUUGUUGUAGUCACAACUAGCUCAAGGAAGUUCUUUUGUCCAGGUUGUGUAUAUUGUUUUUUAUUGUUUGUAUGGAACCAAAUAUUUUAUUUCUGUUAAAGACAGAGCUAGUGAUAUAAUGAAAUAAACCAUGCUUGAUUUGUCCUAUUUCAUUCAGUUAACAGAAACAUGUUUUGUCCAUUUUUCUUAAACAUUUAAGUAUACUUUCAGCCAUUUUUAUUUAGCUUUCUUUUGUAUUAUAUUUGAAAACUUGGAAGAAGAAACUUCGAAGUACAAUUUAUUAAUGAAAAUUACUGUAAAUCAGCUGUAUGUAAGCAUUCAUGUGUAAACAAUUGGGGAAACUUCCCGUUUGUGAAAUCAAUUGAUGGGUUUUCCCUAUCUCUACUUACUACUGUCUACUGUUUAUGCACUGGGCCUUUUGAAUGAAACCAGUUGAAAAAGGAUGAUUUUACCUCCCAAAUGGGAAGCAACUUUACUAUAUUUAUCCUGUCACUUGCAGUAUUU
Messenger RNA from Mercenaria mercenaria, 11499 nucleotides. Its product is annotated as zinc finger protein 106-like. Gene Ontology annotation, cellular component: cytosol; membrane. The coding region runs from base 231 to 6443 and encodes 2070 amino acids. The record is from RefSeq and is a predicted model, not a curated record. NCBI's taxonomy places the organism in Eukaryota, Metazoa, Mollusca, Bivalvia, Venerida, Veneridae. Gene Ontology annotation, molecular function: RNA binding; SH3 domain binding. The transcript has 18 exons.